Molecule: messenger RNA, 1184 nt
Organism: Impatiens glandulifera
Lineage: Eukaryota; Viridiplantae; Streptophyta; Magnoliopsida; Ericales; Balsaminaceae
Product: adenylyl-sulfate kinase 3-like
Exons: 7
Coding region: 99-1034 (311 amino acids)
Biological process (GO): sulfate assimilation
Molecular function (GO): ATP binding; adenylylsulfate kinase activity
Source: RefSeq, a predicted model, not a curated record
GAUAACUGCCAACCUCCGUUUCUGUAUUAAUUUUCUCCCUCCUCUCUCUUUCUCUCUCUCUCUCUCUUCCCGUCCGUCUUCUCCGUCGAUCAGCUUUAAUGAUUUCAACAGGAAAUCCGGUGAUCCAUUCCGUCUCGCCGGAGUUUGACUCAGACCACUUACCUUCGUCAAAUUUGCGCUUGUUGAGGCUAUCGGCGCCGACUAAUUUUGUCUUCGGCAACGGCAACGGCAACGGAAACAGCGUCUCCCUUCAAUGUGCCAAAAGAAGAUCAGGAUUUCUUUAUCCUGUCAAGGCUAUAGACGAUUCUAAGACAUUCUGCCUCAAUGCUAAAGCAGAAUCACGGCCGAGCUUAAGCCGAUCAGGCGUAGAUUCAGACGAUAAGCUAUUGAAGAGCGGUGGAAUUAAUGGCCAUGUGUCUAAAAAUAUUGUCUGGCACAAGUGCUCUGUUGAAAAAAUUGACAGGCAAGAAUUGCUUCAACAAAAAGGAUGUGUUGUCUGGAUUACAGGUCUCAGCAGUUCAGGUAAAAGCACUGUUGCAUGUGCCUUGAGUAGAGGUUUGCAUGCUCUAGGGAAACUGACAUAUGUGCUUGAUGGUGACAAUGUUCGUCAUGGACUCAACAAUGAUCUUGGCUUCAAAGCCGAAGAUCGUGCAGAAAACAUUAGGAGAAUCGGGGAGGUAGCAAAGCUUUUUGCAGAUACUGGUGUUAUAUGCAUAGCUAGUUUAAUUUCUCCAUACAGAAAAGACAGAGAUGCAUGUAGAGCAAUCCUUCCAGAAGGAGAUUUCAUAGAGGUAUAUAUGGAUGUGCCUCUACAAGUGUGUGAAGAUAGAGAUCCCAAGGGUCUAUACAAACUUGCUCGAUCUGGAAAAAUCAAAGGUUUUACUGGAAUUGAUGAUCCAUAUGAGCCUCCCCUAAAUUGUGAGAUAACUUUACGCAUAGAAAAUGGCGAAAAUUGCGAGUCACCAGAAGAAAUGGCUACAAAGGUGAUAACUUACUUGGAAGGAAAAGGGUAUCUACAAGCCCAAAAUUUAUGACCAGAAAGACCUACUAUGUUUUAAGUUGCUACACAGAAAGGUUUUCUUCUUUGCUUUCUAUGUUAAAAUGUAUGUAUUAAAUAAGAACAACAAUUAAAAGUCUUAAAUUAGUUAUAUAGAAAAUAGAUCCAACAAUUGUAUCAAAUUUCA